Mesitornis unicolor (brown roatelo) is the source of this 588-nucleotide messenger RNA. RefSeq names its product heme-binding protein 2-like. The record is from RefSeq and is a predicted model, not a curated record. Lineage: Eukaryota; Metazoa; Chordata; Aves; Mesitornithiformes; Mesitornithidae. The transcript is spliced from 4 exons. The coding region runs from base 1 to 588 and encodes 195 amino acids.
AUGGCAGAGCCCAUACAGCAGCUGACCAGGAACAACAGUCCCCAAGAGAGACAGACCAUUCCCUUCACGCUGAUCCAGCGCAAGGAGAAGCUUGGAGAUCUGCUUUAUGAAAAGCGUCAGUAUGGAAAAGCCAAAUGGGCUUGUAUAAAAAUGAAAGAAAAACAGUAUGAACAGAGCAUAUGCCUUGGAUUCAUGAAGCUUAUGAGGUACAUUUGUGAGCAGAAUUCCUCAGGCCUGUACUUGGGGAUAACAAUACCCAUUGUGACCAUCGUCCACACAAACGAAUCCCAGUCGGAGAUAACGCAGGCGGUGACGGUAGCGUACUACCUGCCUGAAGUGCUGCAGGAUGAGCCACCACACCCUUUUGACUCGGACAUCAUCAUCGAAGAAUGGCCUUCUACUAUUGUUUAUAGCAGGGGCUUCAGAGGAAUCACCAAUGAAGUCUCUAUAAUGAGAGAAAUAAACCUGCUGGCAGAAAUUCUGGAGAGCCCCGAGUUAUGUUUGCAGGACACCUUCAUCAUCGCAGGAUACACGAAUCCUGCUGCUGCCAAUCGCCACAAUGAGAUAUGGUUCCUUCAGAGACCAUAG